GUGCAUUGCAUUCAUGUUAUCAUGUUGCAUGUUGGUAUUUCUGAAUUAACGUCAAAUAUGAACAACGCCGGAAAUUCCUCCCAUACACGUCGAAAAUCUGCCAUUUAUUUCUUGUGUUAAUAUGGCAUCAGGUAAAAAAGGGAAGAAAACCAAAGGUAAAACUUUGGCGUUGACGGAUUUUUUGCAAGAAACUACAGGAUCCAUUCCUAUCCAACCGAUCAGAAAAGCUACCUUCAACUGGGCUGAAGAAGUGGAAGAUAAUGAUGGAUAUGAGGCUAAGAAGCCGGUCAACGUUGUCCUACCGACUGCGCCAAAAGCGUCGAGGGAUUUCGAUGACGUCAGCGAUAAGGUGCCCAAAGACCCGCCUUUCGUGGCGUACCUGUCGAAUUUGCCCUAUGACGUCGACGAGGAUGAGAUUGCGGAUUUUUUCAAAGAUAUGAGGAUAGCUAAUAUGAGGAUUCCAAAGGAUGACAGAACUGGUGAAUCAAAAUCCAAAGGAUAUGGAUAUGUUGAAUUUGAAGAUAGGGAAAGCCUUUUGGAAGCUUUAGUGCUACGUGAUCCAACCCUCAAAAGCCGCCGGAUGCGAAUCGAAGUGGCGUCGAACACGGAGAACGACCGCCGGCGGGGCGGCCGCAUGGACAUGGGCAGGGGCGGCGAGGGUAGGUCGGACGCCUUCGGCGAUUGGCGUUCGGGCGGCCGAGCCCCAGAUGCCUCGGAGAGGGACGGCGGCGACAGGAGGCAGGGCGGAUUCGGCAGAGACAGAGAAGGAGGCGGAGGCGGGCCCUUCACCAGAGACAACAUGAGGGGCGGCGAAAGCGAUAGGGGCAGCUUCACCAGGGACAAUAUGAGGGGCGGCGACAGCGACAGGGGCGCCUUCACCAGGGACAACAUGCGCAGCGGGGACAGGGACGGCGGCGACAGGGGCGGUUUUUCUAGGGACAAUAGGGGUGGCGGUGGUUUCAGCGAGAGGGGCGAUAGGGAGGGUAACAGGAGCGACGACAGGCCGGGGGCAUGGCGGGACGGGCCCAGUAGGGACCAAGAUAGGGACCGAGGUUCGAGUUUCAAUCGUGAUAGGGGUAAUUAUAGGGAUUCGGAUAGGGGUGGCAGAUUCGACGAUAGAGAAGAUAGGCGAGGCGGCGGUUUUGGGCCUCGACGGUACGAAGGCGAUAGAGAGCGAGAUCGAGACCGAGAUGACGGUUUCAGAAGAGGGGGAGGAGGAGGAGGAGGAGGAGGGGGGGGGGCGAGAGAAGAUGCACCACCCUCGGAAACGCGCGAACGGCCGCGACUGGUGCUGGCGCCGCGCACAAAACCGGUCGACCGACCGCCCACCACCGACCCCGUCUCCCAGACGGACGCCCCGCCCACCGCGUCGACGGGAGGCGGGGCGUGGGGAGCGGCGCCCGCUGCGGCCACGCCCUCGGCGUCCAUUUUCGGUAACGCGCGGCCGGUGGACACGAGCCAGCGCGACAGGGAGAUCGAGGAGAAGCUGGAGAGGCCGCGGGAGGAGGGCAGCAGGGAGAGGGAGAGGGGGCACUAUGCCGAUGACAAAAAAAGUAUUGAUAGAAGUAGUAGACCACCUAGAAGAAUAGACGAUCAGCCCUCUCAUUCUAACAGACAAAACAGAGAUAACCGGUCAUCAUCAAGGAAAGAUGUUGACGAUGUCAAACCGGUUUCUAGAAAUGAAGAGAAAUCGCCCGAUGAUAAACCCAAAAGAGAAGAGAAAAGGCAUGAUAAGGAUAUGCCGAAAUUGGCGGACCCCGAACCGCCGAACUUUGCGGCAAAUAACAAAUUUGCUUUUUUGCAAACAGACGAUAAUUCUGACUAGCAUUUUUCGACUGUUGAUUCGCUGUACAUACUAUGGAUUAUUGUAAUAAAUAGUUUUUUAUUGUGAGGUAGCCUCAUAACUUUUACAUAUUUAUUAUUUUUAGUAAUUAGAUUGAUCAAAUUUUUUGUCAAUAACAAAAAAUUUGUAUGUGUACAUUCUUUUUGUUGAAACUUUUAUUGUAACUUGUGUUGAUAUGAAUUACAUAUUUCUAUUGUUUGGUGAUCCAUUUUCUUAUUCACAUUCGGAUGUCACUGUCAAUCCUUUGCAUGUCCCAGAGAAUUUAUUUUAUGUAAAAAGUUACAAGCCAUUUUGAAAAAAUGAAAUGAAUGUAAAAAAAGAAUAAAUAAAGUGUCAAGGAAU
Messenger RNA from Phaedon cochleariae (mustard beetle), 2185 nucleotides. NCBI's taxonomy places the organism in Eukaryota, Metazoa, Arthropoda, Insecta, Coleoptera, Chrysomelidae. The record is from the annotation of a GenBank genome assembly.